Molecule: messenger RNA, 747 nt
Organism: Diabrotica balteata
Lineage: Eukaryota; Metazoa; Arthropoda; Insecta; Coleoptera; Chrysomelidae
Source: the annotation of a GenBank genome assembly
AUGGAUGAUCUAUUAAAUCAUGUAGUUGUAUUAUCAAGAGAAUUUGCAGUUUUUCCCUCUGUCAAGGGUAAAAGUCAAGCCAACAGCCACCAAGAGGGUAUAGCUAUAAGGAAAAAUGCGUUAAUAAAUAUAUUCGAUGACACAUCUACAAUUGAUGUUAAUGAAGAAAUAAUAGAGAGCGAUGGUCAAAAAAUAUUGAGGAGCCAGGACCAAGUCGGACACAGAAUGUUAAAGAUACACCAGAGAAAAAAAAUGAGCAUUUUAAAAUGGAAGAAAAUUGUUCAAUGUGAAAAACUUGCCAUCUACAGUGCUCAAUACUGUUAUUAUCACUUUAGAAUAUGUAGUUUACAUUUUAAGGAACCGGCCUUUGCAGGAAUGCUAAAAAGCAGGUUGAAAAAAGACGCAAAACCAUCUAUUCAUCUUGUGAGAUUAAACAUUCCAGUUCAAGGCACACCUGUGGAGAAGUUACAAACAUUUGCGAGUACUCCGGAAUCAUUGACAUAUAGAAUUCAAGGGACAUUAGCUGUAGAGGAAUUGCAGGCAGUAGCAAGUACCUCUGCGGAAUCUAUGAUGUAUAGUAUUGAAGAUGCUGAAAAUGUUGGAGAGUGUGUUUUCUCACCAACGACACCAAAUAUAUCUUCAGAUAUAUCAAGAGAUAGGUCACAAAUCAAAAGGAUAUUUUAUGUUAAAACAAUAAAAGACUGUUUAAAGACUACAGAUAAAAAGUUCACAAAGAAAAAUCUUUAA